This is a messenger RNA of Triticum turgidum subsp. durum (durum wheat), 774 nucleotides long. The record is from the annotation of a GenBank genome assembly. Lineage: Eukaryota; Viridiplantae; Streptophyta; Magnoliopsida; Poales; Poaceae.
AUGGCCGCCGCAGCUGCCGCCGACGACGCGGUCGCCGCCGACAUCAUCUGCUCGCUGCGCGGGGCCGACCUGGCCGGGUGGACGCCGCCGUGGAGCAAGCGCGCGAGGCCGAUGGAGGGUGAGCUGUCCUGGCCGGCCGUGGCGCGCGGGAAGCGCUCGCGCCGCCGCUCUCCGGCGUCGUCGUCGGCGACGGCGGCGGGGAAGGCGAGGUGCGCCCGGUCCAGCCCGGCGUCGCCGCUGGACUACAGCGCCGGCUCCGCCUCCCUCCGUUCCGGCGCGUCCACCAGCGGCGGCGAGGACGGCGCCUUCUGCUCGCCGUGGCACCGCCGCGCGGCCACCGCGCCGGCGACUACGACGAAGGCGACGAAGGUGCGUGCGUUCGUGGGCUCCAUCCGACGGCCGCAGUUGACCUUCCAGGCCCCGCCUCCACGGCCCGCAGGUCAGAGGCAACGGAAGAAAAUGAGGCUGCCGGAGGUCCAGCAGCUGGUGCGGUCGCUCGCCGUGGAGAACGAGAGCCUACACGAGGAGAUGCGGGAACUGCAGAGGGCUUGCUCCGCGCUGUCGAAAGAAAAUGACAAGCUUGAGAUAAGAAUAGAGCAAUCCAACUCACGGAAUGAAGCCACAUUGAAGGAGCAGAAGGGAAAGCAGCAGCUUGAUCAGCAGCAGCAGCAGUCCCCACAUGACAGCUUCGCGCUACCAGAUCUCAACCUUCCUGCGCAGGACGGUGCUGAUGGGUCAGGUGUCACUAUCCUGAGUGACAAGGUCAGGUUGUAG